UUUCUGCAGGAGUAUAAUGUUCGAUCUAGUUCUACCAGCGAUAGAACUUACUUCAUUGGAAAAUUUGUUACAGGGGUUCCCAAUUUUUCAAAGAAGAAAAAUGCUGUUAAUAAAUGGUCUCUCCAAAAAGAAGGGCUACAAGGGUGCCAAGUUACAAAUGCUUUGCGGGAUGAAGAGGAUGAGGAUGAAGCUAUUGAAGAGGAGGGAGGCCUGAGAAAAUCUGUAAAGGACCUACAGAAGCUGUUUGGACGAGCCACUGGGCUGCUGGAUGAUUCAGAUGGUAAAGAUUAUGACUAUAUGGACGUUGAGAUGGGCCUUUCCCCUGUAGUGGCUCGAAAACAGGAGGAUGCACCAAAGGAGGAGCUGGCUGAUAUCAGCCCCUCAGAAGCAGGACCAUCAGGAUCUGUACGAGGAAUCCCUUCUUCAUCAAAGUCAAGUAAGAUAAAAAGGAAAUCAGGUGGGGAUGAUGCAGAGGUUGUGACUGGACCACCUGCUGUGAAAGUGAGAUUUGAUAAUGAGUCAAAACCAUCUGUAAAGGAUGAGCGAUUUUCCACUCCCAAGAGUAGUGCAUCUCCAAAAAUUUCAGCUUCAUCUGCCAAAGCUGGACCAACACUAGCGACUGGCCCUGUUACUGAGGAUGAAGUCAGGGAUGUAUUGCUGGAAAUGGGACCAGUUACAAUGCGGGAUCUUGUUGCUAAGUUUAUAGCAAGACUAAAAUCACAGGAGGAAAAGUUGGUUUUUCUAGAUAUCCUGAAGCGAAUUUCUAAGAUGAUACGUGGACCCAACUAUAUCGUGUUGAGAGAAAAAAAAAGAGCAUCCCAGUGCACGAGGCUCCCGCUAUUGCCUGGGUUUUGGAGGGGCAAAUGUGUGCAGUUUUACCCCCACUUUGCGGAGAGGCUGUUUCCAUGUUUCAAACCUGCAACCAUUAAUAGCACAACUUAA
Messenger RNA from Macadamia integrifolia, 942 nucleotides. RefSeq names its product transcription initiation factor IIF subunit alpha-like. Gene Ontology annotation, molecular function: DNA binding; TFIIF-class transcription factor complex binding; RNA polymerase II general transcription initiation factor activity. Lineage: Eukaryota; Viridiplantae; Streptophyta; Magnoliopsida; Proteales; Proteaceae. The transcript is spliced from 5 exons. Gene Ontology annotation, biological process: transcription initiation at RNA polymerase II promoter; positive regulation of transcription elongation by RNA polymerase II. The annotation marks the transcript as partial. Gene Ontology annotation, cellular component: nucleus; transcription factor TFIIF complex. The record is from RefSeq and is a predicted model, not a curated record.